Messenger RNA from Gallus gallus (chicken), 444 nucleotides. RefSeq names its product prolactin releasing hormone (gene PRLH). The record is from RefSeq and is marked validated. Lineage: Eukaryota; Metazoa; Chordata; Aves; Galliformes; Phasianidae. Gene Ontology annotation, biological process: response to peptide hormone; G protein-coupled receptor signaling pathway; feeding behavior. The coding region runs from base 161 to 424 and encodes 87 amino acids. Gene Ontology annotation, molecular function: neuropeptide hormone activity; prolactin-releasing peptide receptor binding. The transcript has 3 exons.
UUCGUUUCUGACAUCAGCACGGAUCCGGGAUAAAAGCGGCGAGCGGCACCCCGGGGCGCAGAGGGCGAGCGCUGGGCUCCGCGGGACGGCACCGGGCGCUGCGGGACCGAGGUUGGGAUUGUCGCCGUUGCCGAGCAGCUGUCGGGGGAGAGCGUCGGGGAUGAAGCUGGGAGCCACCUGCCUGCUGUGCUUGCUGCUCACCUGCAUGGCCCUGCCCGCCGCCGGCCGCCUCCGUGAGCGCUCCAUGGAAAUCAGGAACCCAGACAUCGACCCCUCCUGGUACACCGGCCGUGGCAUCAGGCCCGUGGGGAGAUUCGGGCGACGGCGAGCGCUGGGGGAAAGCGCCCAACUCAGGAGGGCUGCCCUGCACCCUGCUUGCAUCCCCCCGCACACCCAGCCCUCCCGGGAGCAGCGAAGUGCCUGAGUUGAAGAUGGGUGACACCA